This is a messenger RNA of Monoraphidium neglectum, 1917 nucleotides long. RefSeq names its product Exportin-7-B. The record is from RefSeq and is a predicted model, not a curated record. Gene Ontology annotation, molecular function: nuclear export signal receptor activity. Gene Ontology annotation, biological process: protein export from nucleus. Lineage: Eukaryota; Viridiplantae; Chlorophyta; Chlorophyceae; Sphaeropleales; Selenastraceae. The coding region runs from base 1 to 1917 and encodes 638 amino acids. Gene Ontology annotation, cellular component: nuclear pore; cytoplasm. The transcript is spliced from 14 exons.
AUGGACCCCCUGGUGGCCCAGUAUGAGGAGGCCGCGGCGGUCACCGGCUUCACGGCCCCCCAGGCGCAGCAGCUCGCGGUGCUGGAGGGCCAGCUGGCCUGGAUGGUCUACAUUGUGGGCAGCGUCCUCAAGGGCCGCCUCAGCAGCAGCAGCGCGGAGAGCCAGGAGUCUAUUGACGGCGACCUGGCGUCGCGCGUGUUCAAGCUGCUGGGCCUGAUGGACGCCGGCGGCCACGCGGGGCGCUACGGCGAGGCGACGCGGCAGCGGCUGGACAUCGCGGUGCUCAACUUCUUCCAGAGCUUCCGGAAGGUGUACAUCGGGGAGCAGGUCAUGCACAGCAGCUUUGUGUACAGCCGGUUGGGGGAGCGCACCGGCCUGGGGGACCACCUGGCGGUGCUGAGCCAGAUGCUGUCAAAGGUCGCCACCAACCUGCGCGCGUACGGGCGCAGCGAGCAGCUCGUGCACCUCACGCUGCAGCUGUUCCAGGACCUGGCGAGCGGCUACAUGAGCGGGAAGCUGCUGCUGAAGCUGGAGGUGGUGGGCCUCAUGCUGCAGCACCACACCUCCAGCGCGUUCCACUUCUUGGAUCACCCGGUCAACGGACGCAACAGGACCGUCUUCUACUCCACCCUGGCGCGGCUGCUGUUCAUGGAGGACACCCCCCACCGCUUCAAGACCUUUGUGGAGCCGCUCACGCAGGUCCUCAACGGAAUAGCAGCGGCGGCGGCAGCAAACCCGCAGACGUUGCAGCAGCAGGUGCCCCAGCAGCUGGUGGUGGGCGUGUUCAGGGACCUGCGGGGCAUCGCCGCAGCGACCUCGACACGCCGCACGUAUGGCCUGCUCUUCGACUGGCUCUACCCGCAGCACAUGCCGGCCAUACUCAAGUGCCUUGACGCGUGGGCGGGCUGCCCCGAGGUUACGGCGCCGCUGCUCAAGUUUGUGGCGGAGUUCUGCUUCAACAAGAGCCAGCGGCUCACCUUCGACAGCAGCUCGCCAAACGGCAUCCUGCUCUUCCGCGAGGUGUCAAAGGUCAUCGUUACCUACGGCAGCCACGUGCUGAGCCCACAGCAGCAACAGCAGCAGCAGCAGCAGCAGGCCGCAUCCGGCAACCAGGCCUACCCCCUGCGGUACAAGGGAAUCUGGAUCUGCCUGCAGGCGCGCAGGACGGGGGCAGGGAGGGGAGCGUAUGGGGUUGCAGGGUUGCAUCGGACUUUUGGCUCGCCGCGGGGGGCACGCUCAGUCGCACGCCGCCUGCCGCUUGCUGAGGCGGCGCUGUCGGCGGCCCUUGCGCUCGGGAGCCGCUCGUGUGCAAGCCAGCCGACGGCGAUCGGCCCCGGUCUAUCGCCGCAGCGAGCCCUGUCCCGCGCCAUGAGCGGCAACUACGUCAAUUUUGGCGUGUUUGAGCUGUACGGGGACACGGCACUGAGGGACGCCCUGGACGUGGCUCUGCGCAUGGUGGUGUCCAUACCGCAGGCUGACAUCAUGGGGUUCAAGAAGGUGUCCAAGGCGUACUUUGCGCUGCUGGAGGUGCUGUGCCACAGCCACACCGCCACCAUCGCCAACACGGACGCGGCCACAUUCAACUACAUCCUCACCAGCCUGGAGCAGGGCCUGAAGAGUGUGGACGUGAUCGUGUCCAGCGCCUGCGCCAGCGCGGUGGACAACCUGGCGGCCUUCUACUUCAGAAACGUGGUGCAGGGGCCAGAGUCCGGCAAGGCGGCGCCCGGGGCAGAGGCCAUCGAGGCUCACCUGCGGCAGCAGCCCCACCUGCUGCCAGAGGUGCUUCGGGCGCUGUUUGAGAUCAUCCUUUUUGAGGAGUGCAGCAACCAGUGGAGCCUCAGCAGGCCCAUGCUGAGCCUCAUCCUCGUCAACGAGGCCGUCUUCCCGGACUUGCAGCGGCAGGGGCGAGGUGUGUAG